Molecule: messenger RNA, 741 nt
Organism: Penicillium vulpinum
Lineage: Eukaryota; Fungi; Ascomycota; Eurotiomycetes; Eurotiales; Aspergillaceae
Exons: 2
Coding region: 1-741 (246 amino acids)
Source: RefSeq, a predicted model, not a curated record
AUGGCUCCCAUUCGACGAUACCUUCGCAUUAGCAAAUACUCAGUAUUGGAAUGUCGCAUUUAUCUCGAUACCCCAUCCGAUUCACGAUGGCUCUUGGACUCUCGCGAUCCUGUCCUGCCGCGCGUCAUCGAGGCGGUUCGCCCGUUGGUUCUUCCGAAGCUGCGCGAAGAGAAUGAGCGGUCAUUUAUGCGCAAGAAGGGCAAGCCGGUCAAAGAUGUCAUUGUCGAAGACGACUUCGACGUGGCCAUCUUCCUCCGCGAAUCCCGUACCCGCCAUUCGCUCCUCACGCGCAGCAAGACAUUCCACGGAAAGGAAAAUCAGGAUCAAGACUUGAACAUGGAGGUGAAACCAGACCAUGUCUCGGGGGAUACGGCUGCCAACCCGGUUGAUUCGGCAGACGGUGGAAUUAUGAUCGAGAGCGACAGUGAGCCUGAUCUGGAACUGCACAAUAUUCCUGAAUCCACGGACGAAGUUGCAUCGGAGAAUAGACGCCGUUCAAGUAAGAGAAAUCGGACAACCAUGGAAGACCGGGUGCCCGAAGACACGAGUGGCAGUGACGAGAAGAAGCUUCGUUUCACCACCCAUUAUGAGAGCUUCAAUAUCUGCGGAUGGGUGUUGUGUCUGUUGAUCACUCGGAAGGGCAAUAAAAGCCGACCAAGUGCCGUGACAUCUGAGUCAACUCGGCAACCUCUAAUGGAAGAAUGGAUUUCCACUCAGGCCCAGGCGUCUGUUGAGGAUUGA